CCAUAUUACUCCGGGCAGCGCUCGAACCUUAUUACUUACCUUUUUUUUUUACCUCCUCCAGCACACUAUGGCAUCUCGCAAGAAGAUUCUUUUGAAGGUCAUUAUCCUGGGUGAUUCGGGGGUUGGGAAAACAUCUCUUAUGAACCAGUUUGUCAACAAGAAGUUUAGUAAUCAGUACAAGGCCACCAUUGGUGCAGAUUUUCUAACGAAGGAAGUGAUGGUGGAUGAUAGACUUGUCACUAUGCAGAUUUGGGAUACAGCCGGUCAAGAAAGAUUCCAGUCACUGGGCGUCGCAUUCUAUCGUGGAGCUGACUGCUGUGUUUUGUGUUAUGAUGUCACAUCUCCUAAUUCCUUUAAAUCUUUAGACUCUUGGCGAGAUGAAUUUCUAAUUCAAGCUUCACCACGUGAUCCUGAUCAUUUCCCAUUUGUUGUUCUUGGAAAUAAGAUUGAUCUGGAAAAUAGGGCG
Molecule: messenger RNA, 466 nt
Organism: Cherax quadricarinatus
Lineage: Eukaryota; Metazoa; Arthropoda; Malacostraca; Decapoda; Parastacidae
Source: RefSeq, a predicted model, not a curated record